Messenger RNA from Gallus gallus (chicken), 4151 nucleotides. RefSeq names its product torsin family 4 member A (gene TOR4A). The transcript has 2 exons. Lineage: Eukaryota; Metazoa; Chordata; Aves; Galliformes; Phasianidae. Gene Ontology annotation, molecular function: ATP hydrolysis activity; ATP binding. The coding region runs from base 1707 to 3302 and encodes 531 amino acids. Gene Ontology annotation, cellular component: nuclear envelope; endoplasmic reticulum lumen. Gene Ontology annotation, biological process: negative regulation of apoptotic process. The record is from RefSeq and is a predicted model, not a curated record.
GCCAUUUCCUCCCGGCACCGUGCAGCUGUGAGGGCAGCACAGUGCUGGGUUGGGGUGGCAGCACCCAGGGGACACACGGAGGGACCCCACGCCCGGCCCACGGUCAGUGAGCAGAUGGGGCCGGGUGGGAAACGGCCGCGUUUGGGGCUUUGCGUCACCGUUGCCUUUGUGCGGUGCUCGGGGAGGUGGGGAGCGGCUGUGCGCCACGGGAUGUGGUGAGGUGCUGGGGUGUGCUCAGCUGCAUGGGGUGGGGAUGGGGGUGGCACAGCAGUGAGGAUGACGUGGUGAUGCUGGUGGCAUGGGGAUGCAAAUGGCACAGAGGUGCGGGGGGCACAGGGCUGUGGGUGGGACAGGACUGGGGUGGCACAGGGAUUCAGGCGAUCCAUGUCUCACUGGAGCUGUAACCUCUGCUCCCAUCCCUUCUGCCCGUCCCCCCGUCCCCCCCCUUUGAUCUGCACUUCCCCCACAUGCACUCAGCUUCAGACGCAGGUGGCCCUUCCCAGCCUGGGGGAACCUUUGGGGUUUUCCAGUGGUUCCCCUUCCCGGUGCCACUUCUGCUGCUCUGCUGUCCCACCGUGCCCCUUCCCGGUGCAGCCAUGGCUCUCGGUGUCCUGGGGUGCUGGAGGUGGGCUUUGGUCCCAGCACCCCCCCUCAUUCAGAGGCUGUGCCAUCCCCUGCCGUGGGGUGGAUGUGCUGUUGGGGUCUCAGCUGUCAGAGCAGGGCCCGGGGCCACCUCCCCAUGGUGGUGGUGGACACCUCCCCAGGAGGUGUCCCUGCAGCAUCCACUGGGGAGCAGUUGAGAUGUGCCACUGCUUCCUGCAUUACCACUCUGCUCCCUAAUCCCACUCCUGUGAACACUGACAGCAUCCCCUUCUUAUUCCCACAUUCCUCAGUGCCCUGGUGUGGGGCAUCCUGGUGGGCCGGGGGGUGCAACAUCCCCAGACAAAGGUCUGUGAUAUCCCACGGCCCAGGGAACAUAGUGCUGGCUGUGCUAUGGGGCUGCUCCCCAGCUUUUGGGAUAGCAGUGCUGUGGGGCUGCUCCCAGCCACUGUGGGAUGGCAGUGUGGUGAGUUCGCUCCCCAGCUUUUGGGAUGGCAGUGCCAUGGGGUUGGUCCCAGCUGCUUUGGGAUGGCAGUGCCAUGGGCUUCGGGCAGUGCCUGCAUGAAAGAAGUGAAUGGGACUGGAGAGCGGUGCCGGGGUGACGCGGGGACAGCGUGGGGACCCGGCGUGGCCGUCAGCCCUCCCGCCGUGCUGCGUGCAGGAAUCCCGCCCGGCCGGUUCGGUGCGGGGCACGGCCGAGCGCCGCGCAAGGUGAGCAAUUAACGCUCGGGGCUAAUGGAGAUCGCCGGGCGCCGGGUUCGGGCACAGCUGCCCCGACGUGAGAGCCGACGUGCCGGGACAGGACGGCGGCGGUCCGCACACACCGCGCCGGGGCUGCGUGCCGGGCGGCCGCUGGGAGCGGCUGUGCUCGCUCUGCCCGGCCCCGCUUCCUGCCCGCCGCUGUCACCGCAGCCGCCGUCCCCGUGCGUCAGCGCUGGGGAAGUGCCCUCCCACCGUGACACGGACUGCGGGCAGCUCGGCGGGCGGGGACGGAGCCGGCAUCGCGCGGCCGGAGGUCGGCUCGGCCGGACGUCGCUCAGCGCUCCCCGCCGCGCUCCCAUCGCCGGAAAGAAGAGGAUGUGAGUGGGCUGUAAGAACUGAACGAGAUGGAUGGAGAGCUGCUUGGUACAGAGGUGGAUGGAGAAGCACCCACCGCCAUGGGGGACGUGGGAGGAGAGGCAUCCUGUGCUGAGGGCGAUGCAAAAGGAGAGGUGUCCUGUGCUGAGGUGGGUGGGGAACUUCCCACUGCCAUGGGGGAUGCGGCAGAAGAGGCGUCCUGUGCUGAAAGCGGUGCAAAAGAAGAGGGCCCUUAUGCUGAUGGCCAUGUGGAAGGAGAGAUGGGCUGCUCUGACAGUGAUGGGGAAGGAGAGCUGCGCUGCGCCACGACCGACGUGAAGGAAGAAGCAUCCUGCUCUGAGAGCGAAGGGGAAGAAGUGCCUGAUGCUGAGAUCCCCGCCGCUUCCAAGAGAGUCUCUUUCAUUUCUUCUCCCUUAAGGGCAAUUGUCCGCCUCAAGCAGCGCUACCGAGUGCAGAAGAAAGGCCGUCUGCACUUCGAGCUCCCCCAGGAGAAGUCAUCCGAGCCCGUCCAUGCGCGGGUGCUCCAGAGGCAGUUUUCACUGAACAGAUCAGGUCUGUACGGCUCCUCCAAGUCCUUCUUUAACCAGUCCGGCUUCAAGACAUCCCAGUACUUCACCUUUGACACAUCCGUGGAAGAGUGGGCGAUGAGCAAACCCAGGCGGAAAAAGAAGCGAAGGAAAUCUCGGGUCGUUCUGUACCCCGACAAAACAAAGAGGUACCUCCCAGCGGAGGAGAAGAGCAACGCCAAGCGCUGCCUCCUGUUGCUCAUCGUCAUUAUCUUCUUCCAGAUCCUCAACGCCAUAGAGAACCUGGAUGACAACCUCCAAAAAUACGACCUGGAUGGCUUAGAGAAAACGAUGCACCGGGAGGUAUUCGGGCAGAAGCUCGCUGUGGAAAGUAUUAUGCAGCUGCUGAAGGACUAUCUCGCCACCCACAUCCAUAACAAGCCGCUGGUCCUCUCGUUAAAUGGCCCCACGGGAGUGGGGAAGAGUCACGUUGGCUGGCUGCUGGCCAAGCAUUUUCGCUCCGUCAUGGACAAUGACUUCGUGCUUCAGUACUUUGUCAUGCACCACUGCCCGAGCGGCGCGGCUCCUCUGACGUGUGAAACAGACCUGUCUAAGAAGAUUUCUGACAUGGUUACGAGAGCUGAGAUAGAGGAGAAGAUACCGCUGUUCAUCCUGGACGAGGUUGAACUCAUGUCUCCGGUCCUGCUGGACACUCUCAGCCGGUUCUUCGAACCCAACCAAACCAACGAGUUCCUCAAUGCCAUCUACAUUUUGAUAAGCAACAUAGGGGGUGGUGAAAUCACCAAGUUCGUCAUCCAGAACGCAUCCGCUGAGCUCCUGCAGCAGCGGAGCGGAGCAGAGGAGCUGCUGAGCGUCAUCCAGCCCGUGCUGACCCACACCCACCCGCUGUGGAAGGCGGCGGACGUCGUCCCCUUCGUUCUCCUGGAGAGGAGUCACGUCAUAGACUGCUUCCUGGAGGAGAUGAGGAGGGAAGGGCUGUACCCCGAGCAGAGCCACGUCGAGAGGUUGGCCAGCCAGCUCAGCUACUACACUACAGGCGACAAGCAGUUCUCCAGGCUGGGCUGCAAGCAGGUUGUGGCCAAAGUCAACCUGCUGUAGGCAUCCUCUGCAGAGACGCAUCCUGCUCUCAGGAUUUACAGUCUCAUGGGGAGGGUGUGAGGGCAGAGUGGCUCAGGGGCUGCCCUGGGGCUGCUGGUCAUGGCCAGGGACGGCAGCCCAGGCUCCUCUGCAGCACAACCACCCCUCUCCUCUGGGUGUUCCCCGUGUUUGCAGAGCGCGGUGUGGCCAGCGAGGGCCCUCACAGCAAUUAGAGACACUUUGUUACUCAUGCACUCAUUAGAAUGAGGACAGACGCUGUGCAGCACCAAGUGAAGGAAGGAACCAUAACCCAUUGGAGUUCUCUGUCUCAGCAGCACAUGGAGCCACAUCUCACUGUCUCCAGGGCCGCAGUCUCCACUGGCAGCUCUUCUGCUUUUUGCUGCUGGGUGCACCUCACCACGCUCAUUAUCUAGAAAGCCCGAAAUAGCAACUGGUGUCUGUUGGGCAGCACGCACUGGAAAAGACCAUUUGGGCUGUGUGGGCACAGGGCAGCAGGAAUGCUGGGCUUCUCCCAGUGCUGCAGGGCCCUGCAGAUGCUCUUUGCUAUUGAGACCCAGUGGGGAGCACAUUGCCUGGAAGUACCUCGGGAACAGCACGGCUUUGUUUUGAGCAGGCAGGCGGAGCAGGCGCUCGUGGCAUUGCUUCUCCACGUUUUGGUUUUGUGCCCAGGUCCCCUUCUACAAUUUGCUGUGAAUUCUCACGUACGUAAUCCUGUGGAUGUUUGCACUGGUUGUUUGAUUUGCCUCUUUCUAAUCGUUGGUCUCCAAAGACUUCCAUCGCAAACUUCUGCUUCCGGAGCUAUUGUCAGGAAUAAAUCCAAACUAUCUUGAAUAAAUUAAUUUGAAAGUA